AAAAGUAUAAAAUCUUGUUAAUAGUUGAAGUAUUUUUUUCUCGACAUAAAAAUAGACUCCUCCCACUGAUUAGAUUUCCGCUCAAAAACGUUAUAAUUUCACAUUUGUAUUUGUAAUUAAUUUCUAAAGAAUCGUUGUGGGACUAUAAAAAACAUCGAAAACAUCGAGGUGGAGAAACAUACCGCUCAGCAAACAUUGUGACGCAAGUUGGCAGCCUGUUGACAAUCAGCUGUUUUAAAACAACAUUUUGAGCAACGAUUGUUUAUUUUUGGUUUUAUUAAAUGCUAUUGCAAUUAUGGAGACUUGUGGCUUUAUUAUAACCAAAGGCAGCGACCUUGAAAGUUUCCUAAUGCGAUGUUCGUACUGCACCAUAGAUGUGGCGAUCGAUCAAUGGCACGAGUUUGUGCUGCACUUUCGUACAACGCAUGGAGCUACUUUUAAGGACACCACAAAUCAAUUAAAGAAAGAGGAAAUUAUGGAUGAAGACCACUGCAUUCAGGAUAAAUCACUUGACGUCGCUAUAAGUGAGAAAGAGAUUGAAACUGAACUUAAAGCACUGAUAGAUGCCGAUGUUACAGAACCAGCCUCGCCUAUAUCGAAUGGAAAUGAAUAUGAAUCAGGGGAAAAUGCGCCCAAAGCUGAAUCAGAGCAGGACGAAGAGGUCCUGGAAGGGGCUUCUUCAUAUUUGCCUACAAAUCAGUUUGAUCCUUCGUUCUAUCGACGGGAUGUGCGCACUUUGACAUUUAUAGAGUCUUAUAAGAAUCAACCAUGUCUUUGGAAUAGGAAUGACAGCAAGUAUAUGGAUCCAGCUGCCUGUAAAACAGCCUACGGUCAACUUAGAUCGGAACUGAAAACCAAUAUUGGCGUGAUAUUCACAGACCACUCCCUUAGGGCGGCAAUCAAAAAGUUGCAAAUGCAGUAUAAUGCAAUACACAAUAUCGUCUUAAAUGGAAGUCAAAAAGAGGAGUCAAUUCCCUUUAGCCACUACACAAGAUGUGCGUUUCUAAAAGCCAGCACAGAGUCCUCAAGACCUCCCUCCUCCUUAUCUGAAUCUAGUUCGAGCGAAAAUGAAUCAAUGGAAACUGGAUCCAAUGCUGAAUCAGAAAAGAAUGAGGACAAGGACGAGGGUUCUUCGUAUUUGCCCACAAAUAAGUUUAAUCCGUCAUUCUUUCGACGGGAUGUGCGCACUUUGACAUUUAUAGAAGCAUAUAAGAGCCAGCCAUGUCUUUGGGAUAUUGGCGACAGCAAGUAUAAGGACUUGAUUGCACGUAGAGCAGCUUAUCGUCAACUUAUUACUGAACUGGAAACCAGUAUAGCCGUUGUAUUUACUGAACAUUCUCUGAAGGUAGCAAUCAAAAAGUUGCACACGCAAUAUAAUACAGUAGGGAAGCGCGUUUCAAACGGAAUUCAAAAGCCGAACUCAGUUCCCUUUAAUCACUACACAAGAUGUGCCUUUCUAAAAGCAAGUGGCGCAAACUCUAAAAAUUCCUUUGAAAUUGGACUGAUACAGUUGAAUUUUUCUAAAAAAAAUACGCUUACAACGAACUUCAUUCGCCUAUAUAGCAAUUAUCCACAGCUAUAUGAUGACAAACAUAAAGACUUCUCAAAGAUCGAUGUCCGCAAAAAAGCAUAUGAUGAAAUAAAAGCAGCCACUGUUGCGAGUAUCGGGGACGUUAGCAGCAAUGAUAUCUAUCUUGCCAUUCAGGGAAUUCGUCAAUGGAAUUUCAAGAGUACAAAGCAUGUUAAGGAAGCCAAUGAGGCGGAAUUGUUUUAUUUGAAGGCUUGCGACUUCUUGCCGAACAAAACAUUAAAACAAAAGCUUAUUUGCGAGAUCUGUCAGCAGGAGACUUCAUCCGAUCAUGUGCUCCAAGUACAUAUGCACAAAGUGCACAACAUUGGCGACUUGCCCUUUAAGUGCCCUUCGUGUGAGCGGAGAUUUGUUGCACGCAGCGAAAUGGCAACACAUAUGCAACGUGUGCAUAUUGGUAAGACACACAAGUGCAAUUACUGCGAGAGAUCAUUCGCUGUUAACUCAGAUCUUCGCGUGCAUAUGCGCACACACACGGGCAAUAGCAUACUGUGUGAGCUAUGCGGCAAGGCCUUCAGAUUAAAAUACCAGCUGAAGGCACAUAUCACAGCCAUACACACUAAAAUAAGGGCCUUUAAGUGUACCAUGUGUCCAAAGGACUUCAUAAAAAAGGUCGAUCUUAAGGACCACAUCAAAAGUCAUUUAAAUAUACGUGAUAAAAUCUGUUCAACAUGUGGCAAAGGCUUUACUAGCUGCCACUCGCUUAUUAGGCAUCGACAAAUACACUCGGAUAUCAAGAAAUUCGUUUGCAAACUUUGUGAUGCGCGAUUCUCUCAAUUUGUUGGCCUAAAUUCUCAUAUGAAACGUACACACAACAUUGUACGCAAUAGUGCUCAGAAAUCAGCUGAAACUAUAGUAGCAGACGAAACAGCUACUUAAAAAUAUACAAAUUGAACAAAUAAACUAAAUAGU
Molecule: messenger RNA, 2500 nt
Organism: Drosophila nasuta
Lineage: Eukaryota; Metazoa; Arthropoda; Insecta; Diptera; Drosophilidae
Exons: 4
Coding region: 296-2467 (723 amino acids)
Biological process (GO): regulation of DNA-templated transcription
Molecular function (GO): DNA-binding transcription factor activity, RNA polymerase II-specific; RNA polymerase II cis-regulatory region sequence-specific DNA binding
Source: RefSeq, a predicted model, not a curated record